CACUUCAAAAACAAACAGUGCAAAUCUUUCCCUUUCUUUUUAUUUUCUCAAUCAAAUCUCUUGACAAUUUUUGUUGCUGUUGUUGGCAGCUGCCCACUUCUUGAAAAAGUUCCUUCUUUCUGCAAAAUCCCGAAGAAGAAGAAGAAGCAGCAGAAGAAGAAUCUUUUGAUUUAUUUGUCACUUUCUUUGUUUUUCUUUGAUGAAUUUUAGGCAACAAGACGGCUACUCUUUAAUAUCUUUUCUUCUUCCUGUUGAGAUAUCUCGUUCCUUGAAACAAUUGAAAAGAUCUUCAAAAUUUGUUUUUUUUUCUGAGAUCUUGAGUGAGAUUUGAAAUACAUCGAAAUUUCGAAAUUGGGUCAUCGAGAUUCUUUUCAAAAUAAAUAUAUAAAACCUACAAUGCCAUGGGAACGGCACCAUGGUAAGAUAAGAAAACGAGGGUGUUCAUCAUCGUCUUCUUCUUCAUCACUGAUCCGAAACUACAGAUUCAAGCAUUCAGUUUUGGUGGCGAAAAAAGCAGGAUCGACAACCCCUGUUCCUUCAUGGAUUACAGCUACAACGGAACCGCCUUCUCUAGCAAUGGAAACCGCUCAGUUCCCAGUUUCUGCUAGAAAGCUAGCUGCCACUUUGUGGGAGAUUAAUACAAUUCCUUCCCCAGAAGCUAAACAAGUAUUGGAGAAGAAAGAUAAGAGGAGAAAAGCCCCUAGAGUUUCGAAAAUGCUUCAUGUUUUGCCGCAAAAUUUGUCUGAUCCGUCGAAUAGUCCGUUUACAGAGAAAAUGGAUCGAGGCAGAGUGAAAUCUCACAGGAGAAGAUCUUCAAUUGUUUCUCAAAAGCUUCAGGUUACUGACCGUAGUUUCAUGGAGAUUGAUGAAGCUCAUUCUAGAGGUAAAAAUCAUGGUGGAUGCAUCAUUGGAAUUAAAACUCGUUUAAAUGAUGUCAGUAAUUGCUUAGCCACUUCUAAUGAACUCGUUGAAGUUUUGAGUCGAGUUUGUGGACUAGACGAUAAACAUUCGAGGAGCAUGUCAUUAGUCUCGGCACUAUAUGUCGAACUCGACCGAGCUCAAAUCCAUGUUGAUCAAUUGAUACGAGAGCAACGAUCGAAUCACGAUGGAAUCGAGCAUCUCAUGAGGCAUUUUGCCAAACAAAAGGCCGCUUGGAAGAGGAACGAGCGCGAGAGAAUCCGUGAUGCCAUAUCGUGCAUUGCCGAAGAGCUCGAGGUGGAGAAGAAACUCAGGAGGCAAACCGAGAGAUUUAACAAGAAGCUCGGGAAAGAAUUGGCUGAUACGGCGGCAUCACUGUCCGAGGCAAUGAAAGAGCUCGAAAGUAAGAAGAGAGCAAAAGAGAUUUUGGAGCAAGUCCGUGAUGAAUUGGCUCGAGGUAUCGGAGAAGAUCGAGCUACGGUCGAAGAACUGAAACGAGAGUCAGCUAAAGCGCAUGAAGAAAUGGAAAAGGAAAGGGAAAUGAUUCAAUUCGCAGAUGUAUUAAGAGAGGAGCGAGUCCAGAUGAAGCUCUCCGAAGCUAAAUGUCAUUUUGAGGAGAAGAAUGCAGUUGUUGAAAAGUUGAGGAAUGAACUUGAGACCUACCUAGGAACCCAACUAAACGAAGAAAAUGUCGACGGUUCGCUGAAUCUGCAGAGGAUCAAAGAGCUUGAAGCCUAUUUGAAGAAGAUCGAUUUCGGUUCCGGCCAAAUGGUCAAGAAAUUUGCGGAUAAACUCGAUGUUAUGGACGGAGAAGAGUGCGAAGCAGAUGAUUCAGCCGAUAGUGAUCUUCACUCCAUUGAAUUAAACAUGGAAAACAAUGACAUGUGCUACAAAUGGAGUUAUGCUCGAGGAAAUAUAGUCGGAGGCGGAUCGAAUAAGUUUCUGAUCGAAAACGACUGUAAGGAGAGGAAAUCGCUUUCCGAGACGAAGUAUCUUGCUUCGCAAGUUGAGGCACGUGAUUACGAAGAUGAGAUAAAGAGACAUAGAUCUGUAGAGAGUCUUAGAGAUCACAUAUUAUCAAGUAACAAAAUAGCUCCUAUCCAAAGCUUUCCGAGUCCGACUCGGCAAUGGAGCCAGUCCAUGCACCUCGAGGAUGCCGGAGCCAGGACUGGCUCGCCAGUGUUGAAGGCGGAUGGUUUGAACCCUAAGCUUGUUGGCUCAUUAAGUGAAGGCCGAACUUCAGCAAGAUAAGAGAGAAGAAACUUGCCUUUUUAUUUGUUUUUCUUUUCUUUUUUGCUUUCUUAAUGCUAUGUUGCAUUUUCUUGAAUUCAAAAGCAGUUUUUUUUUUUAAUGUUUGAAUCAAUCGGCAAACUCAGAAUUGCUGAGAGGCUGAGACUGUAAAAUAAAGUUAUGAAUUGCUAUAAUUUAUGAAUACAAUUGGAGAUAUUUU
Messenger RNA from Hibiscus syriacus, 2368 nucleotides. RefSeq lists its product as uncharacterized. Bases 397 to 2169 code for a protein of 590 amino acids. The record is from RefSeq and is a predicted model, not a curated record. Lineage: Eukaryota; Viridiplantae; Streptophyta; Magnoliopsida; Malvales; Malvaceae. The transcript is spliced from 3 exons.